This is a messenger RNA of Symphalangus syndactylus (siamang), 582 nucleotides long. RefSeq names its product large ribosomal subunit protein eL8-like. Lineage: Eukaryota; Metazoa; Chordata; Mammalia; Primates; Hylobatidae. Gene Ontology annotation, molecular function: RNA binding. The record is from RefSeq and is a predicted model, not a curated record.
GUGGUGAAUCCCCUGUUUGAGAAAAGGCCUAAUAAUUUUGGCAUUGGACAGGACAUCUAGCCCAAAAGAGACCUCACCCGCUUUGUGAAAUGGCCCUGCUAUCUCAGGUUGCAGUGGCAGAGAGCCAUCCUCUAUAAGCGGCUGAAAGUGCCUCCUGCGAUUAACCAGUUCACCCAGGCCAUGGACCGCCAAACAGCUACUCAGCUGCUUAGGCUGGCCCACAAGUACAGACCAGAGACAAAGCAGGAGAAGAAGCAGAGGCUGUUGGCCCGGGCCGAGAAGGAAGCCGCUGGCAAAGGGGACGUCCCUACUAAAAGACCACCUGUCCUUCCAGCAGGAGUUAACACCGUCACCACCUUGGUGGAGAACAAGAAAGCUCAGCUGCUGGUGAAUGCACAAGACGUGGAUCCCAUUGAGCUGGUUGUCUUCUUGCCUGCCCUGUGUCAUAAAAUGGAGGUCUCUUACUGCAUUAUCAAGGGGAAGGCAAGACUGGGCCGUCUAGUCCACAGGAAGACCUGCACCACUGUCGCCUUCACAUAGGUGAACUAGGAAGACAAAGGCGCUUUGGCUAAGCUGGUGGAA